AUGCAGGUGCCACUUCUCCGGCUGCAGUGCGGUGUCAACAGUUACGACUGGGGCAAGGUCGGCCAAGAGUCGGCAGCCGCCAGAUAUGCGGCCACAACUGCCGGCCCCGAUUUUACCAUCGAGGCCGAGAAACCUUACGCCGAACUCUGGAUGGGCACACACCCAUCUCUUCCUUCCAAAGAUGUUGAAACCCAGCGAACUCUUCUUGACAUGGUUCAAGACAACCAAGCUUUGUUGUCGACCGAGAUAAGUGAGCGCUUCGGUAGCAAGCUUCCGUUCCUCUUCAAGGUGUUGUCCGUCCAAAAGGCGCUCAGCAUCCAAGCUCACCCCAACAAGAAGCUUGCUGAGCAGCUUCACGCUCGGGAUCCCAAGAACUACCCUGAUGACAACCACAAGCCUGAGAUGACUAUUGCUAUCACUCCCUUUGAGGGUGUGUGUGGCUUCCGUCCUCUCGCUGAGAUCGCCCAUUUCCUGCAGGCCGUGGAGCCUCUGCGCACUCUUGUUGGUGACAAGGCUGCGAGUGAGUUUGAACAGGCUGUCAAGGGCAAUGAAGGCUCCGAAGAUCCCGCCGUCAUUACAAAGAACAAGGAUGCGCUCCGUGCUCUGUUCACUAUCUUAAUGGAGUCUCCAUCCGAAAAGGUGGAGACUGCCUCCAGCGCUCUCAUUUCCAUUGCAGAGAACAGCCCUGACAGUUUCGGAACCUUGUCUGGUGAAGUGGAAACUAACCCCACGAACCCUGCGGAGCUGGCAGCCCUUGCAAAGCGCUUGAACGGACAGUUCCCGAAUGACAUCGGUCUGUUUGUAUUCUUCUUCCUUAACUUUGUCAAGCUGUCACCCGGCGAAGCCAUGUUCCUUAAAGCAGACGACAUCCACGCAUAUAUCUCCGGUGACAUCAUCGAGUGCAUGGCCUCUUCCGAUAACGUUGUGCGAGCAGGUUUCACCCCGAAGUUCAAGGACGUCGAUACCCUCACUGAGAUGCUCACCUACUCAUAUGCACCAAUCGAGGAACAGAAGCUUCAGGCAACAGACUACCCAUACGCUGUGCUCAACGCAACUGCAUACUCGAGUGGCUCGUCCGCGAUGCUCUACGAUCCCCCCAUUGAUGAGUUCAGUGUCGUCAAGAGCGAUCUCAAGCAUACCGGUGCUAAGGUCACAUUCGAUGGUAUCUCUGGCCCCAGCAUUAUUAUUUGCACCCAGGGCAAGGGCAAGAUCACCGUCGGAAACAAGACCGAGGAGGUCCAAGAAGGUUACGUUUUCUUCGUUGGUGCUACUGCCGAAUGUGCGAUUGAAAACACCGGCAGCGGGGAGGGUGAGGACAAUGUGUUCACUACUUACAAGGCAUUCUGCGAAUUGGCCCCGGCUGGUGAGGAAUAA
Messenger RNA from Penicillium brevicompactum, 1374 nucleotides. RefSeq names its product mannose-6-phosphate isomerase pmi1 (gene pmi1). Bases 1 to 1374 code for a protein of 457 amino acids. Gene Ontology annotation, cellular component: cytosol. The record is from RefSeq and is a predicted model, not a curated record. Gene Ontology annotation, biological process: carbohydrate metabolic process; GDP-mannose biosynthetic process. Gene Ontology annotation, molecular function: mannose-6-phosphate isomerase activity; zinc ion binding. Lineage: Eukaryota; Fungi; Ascomycota; Eurotiomycetes; Eurotiales; Aspergillaceae. The transcript is spliced from 5 exons.